Messenger RNA from Salvelinus fontinalis (brook trout), 3881 nucleotides. Its product is annotated as ectodysplasin-A-like. The record is from RefSeq and is a predicted model, not a curated record. NCBI's taxonomy places the organism in Eukaryota, Metazoa, Chordata, Actinopteri, Salmoniformes, Salmonidae. Bases 188 to 2008 code for a protein of 606 amino acids. The transcript has 8 exons. Gene Ontology annotation, cellular component: membrane. Gene Ontology annotation, biological process: immune response; animal organ development. Gene Ontology annotation, molecular function: tumor necrosis factor receptor binding; death receptor binding; death receptor agonist activity.
AGGCGUGGUCCUCAGUACUCGGACCUUUUGUAUCACUACGGAGACGCGUGCAGUUUGCGCUGACCGGAGAUUGUACUAUCGUUGUUACUAUGUUGGCAUGAGGAUCAAGUCUAGCGAGUAGCGGUGGAACCAACGUGCUGAUUAUGCCUAGAUAAACCAACGCAACUAUCUGACACUUUGUGUGAUAAUGGCAUGCGAUGGUUCGAUUGAAGAUUUCCCCGACAAAGUGUUGUUGACCGGAUCACCGUCUUCAUGCACGUGCAUCAAUACGUGCAAAACCCACAACAGAAGUAGUAGCAGCGUGAGCAACACCAGUAUGGUUUUCCUCGGCUUCUUUAUUUUGUCUCUGUCUCUGCACGUUAUCACGCUGCUGUGCUACCUGGAUCUCCGGUCCGAAGUGAAGCGGGAAAUUUCUCAGCGGAAAGGAGGGGACGAAAAGUUGACCCUCGGUGGAACUGAUGUGACCGACCUGUUGAACCCCUCCGAUCACCGAGUGAUGGACUCCGGCGCCCGGGCACAGGGUCACGAGGAGAGGUUGGAUGGCCACCCCACCAGACCCCCCACAGCCCCAGGGGACAGUAGCAGUAUUCACAGACAGCCGGAUGGCCACCCCACCAGACCCCCCACAGCCCCAGGGGACAGUAGCAGUAUCCACAGACAGCCGGAUGGCCACCCCACCAGACCCCCCUCAGCCCCAGGGGACAGUAGCAGUAUCCACAGACAGCCGGAUGGCCACCCCACCAGACCCCCCUCAGCCCCAGGGGACAGUAGCAGUAUUCACAGACAGCCGGAUGGCCACCCCACCAGACCCCCCUCAGCCCCAGGGGACAGUAGCAGUAUCCACAGACAGCCGGAUGGCCACCCCACCAGACCCCCCACAGCCCCAGGGGACAGUAGCAGUAUUCACAGACAGCCGGAUGGCCACCCCACCAGACCCCCCACAGCCCCAGGGGACAGUAGCAGUAUUCACAGACAGCCGGAUGGCCACCCCACCAGACCCGCCACAGCCCCAGGGGACAGUAGCAGUAUCCACAGACAGCCGGAUGGCCACCCCACCAGACCCCCCACAGCCCCAGGGGACAGUAGCAGUAUUCACAGACAGCCGGAUGGCCACCCCACCAGACCCCCCACAGCCCCAGGGGAGGGUAGCAGUAUUCACAGACAGCCGGAUGGCCACCCCACCAGACCCCCCACAGCCCCAGGGGACAGUAGCAGUAUUCACAGACAGCCGGAUGGCCACCCCACCAGACCCGCCACAGCCCCAGGGGACAGUAGCAGUAUUCACAGAGCCAAACGGAGCCCAAGGAAACACUCUGACUCAGAAUCAACUGGGAAACGGAAAGAAACGGAAAGAAGAAAGAAAGGCAGGAAGAGGUCUCCUCCAGGAGCUCAGGGCUCCCCCGGUCCACCUGGUUCCCCAGGCCCCCAGGGGCCUCCAGGUAUCCCUGGUAUCCCUGGUAUUCCUGGUAGCAACGCUGUGGGCCUUGCUGGACCUCCUGGUCUCCCCGGGGCACAGGGGCCCCCCGGGCUGACGGGACCGGCAGGAGUCGACGAUAAAACCAAAACGAGAGAAUUCCAGCCUGCUGUGGUGCAUCUACAAGGACAGGAAACCACCAUACAGGUUAAGGAGGACCUGUCUGAAGGUGUUUUGAGGAACUGGAAGAUGGUGGCGAUCCACCACCGUGUCUUCAAGAUGCACUCUCGCUCCGGAGAACUGGAGGUCCUACUAGGUGGCAUCUACUUCAUAUAUAGUCAGGUAGAAGUGUACUAUCUCAACUUCACGGACAUCGCCAGCUACGAGGUGAUGGUAGACUCCGCCCCCUUCCUGCGUUGUACCUGCAGCAUGGAGACGGGUCAGAGGAAGUUCAACACGUGCUACACGGCGGGGGUCAGCCUGCUGAGGGCGGGACAAAGGAUCUCCAUCAGGAUGGUCUAUGAUGACACGCUGAUCAGCAUGACCAAUCAUACUACGUUCCUGGGGAGCGUCAGGCUGGGGGAUUCCCCCUGACCAUGACCAAUACGGCACCACUUCUCCCUGACCAAUCAUACUACGUUCCUGGGGAGCGUCAGGCUGGGGGAUUCCCCCUGACCAUGACCAAUACGGCACCACUUCUCCCUGACCAAUCAUACUACGUUCCUGGGGAGCGUCAGGCUGGGGGAUUCCCCCUGACCAUGACCAAUACGGCACCACUUCUCCCUGACCAAUCAUACUACGUUCCUGGGGAGCGUCAGGCUGGGGGAUUCCCCCUGACCAUGACCAAUACGGCACAACUUCUCCCUGACCAAUCAUACUACGUUCCUGGGGAGCGUCAGGCUGGGGGAUUCCCCCUGACCAAUACGGCACCACUUCCUGGGGCCCCCUGACCAAUCACACCUCCUUCCUGGGACUUCCUGACCAAUCAUACUACGUUCCUGGGACGUGUCAAGCUGGGGGAUUUCCCCCUGGCCAAUACGGCACCACUUCCUGGGGCCCCCUGACCAAUCACACCUCCUUCCUGGCGCUCCAUGACCAAUCACACCUCCUUCCUGGCGCUCCAUGACCAAUCACACCUCCUUCCUGGCGCUCCAUGACCAAUCACACCUCCUUCCUGGGGCCCCCUGACCAAUCACACCUCCUUCCUGGCGCUCCAUGACCAAUCACACCUCCUUCCUGGCGCUCCAUGACCAAUCACACCUCCUUCCUGGCGCUCCAUGACCAAUCACACUACGUUCCUUUUGGAGCGUCCGGCUGGGGGGGAGACUCCCAUGUCAGGACAUCACUAAGUAGUACAAUCAAUCUUGAUCUCCGCUAUAAAAAGCACCUAGACAUUAUCUCAUAUUUCUUUUAGACUCAAAUUAUGUUUUCAACAGCGGACAUUUGUAUAAAACUUUGUCUCUCCGACAUUUGCAACAUAGUUUCAAUAUUCCGAUUGGAUCUCCAUCUGUCCCGCAGUAACGAACGUGUCGGGAGUCGGGACGAGACAGACAGGCAGACAGACAGACAGACAGACAGGCAGGCAGACAGACAGACAGGCAGACAGACAGGCAGACAGGCAGACAGACAGGCAGGCAGACAGACAGACAGACAGACAGCGUUUCUCAGCUAGUUGAAAUCAUGAAUCAGCAUCAUUUUUAUUUAUACAAAGAAAUGUCAAUUGAAAAAAGGUGAAAUGAAACGAAGUGCAGCUAGUUUUCAGUCUUUCCAGCUUCAGUUUGAAGUUAUUGUGUUGGCUGUGUUGUUGGCUGUUGUUAGGCAAUUAGCAAGACACCCCCAAAAAAGGAGUGAUUCUGCAGGUGGUGACCACAGACCACUUCUCAGUUCCUAUGCUUCCUGGCUGAUGUUUUGGUCACUUUUGAAUGCUGGCGCUGCUCUCACUCUAGUGGUAGCAUGAGACGGAGUCUACAACCCACACAAGUGGCUCAGGUAGUGCAGUUCAUCCAGGAUGGCACAUCAAUGCGAGCUGUGGCAAAAAGGUUUGCUGUGUCUGUCAGCGUAGUGUCCAGAGCAUGGAGGCGCUACCAGGAGACAGGCCAGUACAUCAGGAGACGUGGAGGAGGCCGUAGGAGGGCAACAACCCAGCAGCAGGACCGCUACCUCCGCCUUUGUGCAAGGAGGUGCACUGCCAGCGCCCUGCAAAAUGACCUCCAGCAGGCCACACCACCUGCAGAAUCACUCCUUUAUUGGGGGUGUCUUGCUAAUUGCCUAUAAUUUCCACCUUUUGUCUAUUCCAUUUGCACAACAGCAUGUGAAAUUUAUUGUCAAUCAGUGUUGCUUCCUAAGUGGACAGUUUGAUUUCACAGAAGUGUGAUUUACAUUGGAGUUACAUUGUGAUGUUUAAGUGUUCCCUUUAUUUUUUUGAGCAGUGUAUUUAACAUUUAUACAAAUAAAAUUGAGAAAUUGC